Messenger RNA from Scomber japonicus (chub mackerel), 933 nucleotides. RefSeq names its product GTPase IMAP family member 9-like. Gene Ontology annotation, molecular function: GTP binding. Lineage: Eukaryota; Metazoa; Chordata; Actinopteri; Scombriformes; Scombridae. The transcript is spliced from 2 exons. The coding region runs from base 1 to 933 and encodes 310 amino acids. The record is from RefSeq and is a predicted model, not a curated record.
AUGAGCAGCAACACAGCAAAACAGGCUAUUGAGUCUACGACUUCAACAGUCUUCAAAAAUAAAGAGCUGAUCAGGAUUGUGAUGGUGGGGAAGACUGGAGCUGGGAAGAGCGCCACAGGAAACACGAUUCUGGGACAAAAGUGCUUUAAAUCUGAGUUCUGCCCUCAAUCUUUGACUACAGAAUGUGAAAAGGCUGAUGGUUGUGAAAAGGUUUCUGUUAUCGACACUCCAGGUCUGUUUGACAACAGAUACACUGAAGAGAAAACAGUAAAAGAUAUUGUCCAGUGCAUUUCUUAUGCUUCUCCUGGACCGCAUAUCUUCCUGGUCAUCAUCAGACUGGGCACAUACACAGAUGAAGAAAAGCAAACAGUGGAGAAGAUUCAGGAAAUCUUUGGUGAGGAAGCCAACAAAUACAGCAUGAUUCUCUUUACCCAUGGUGACCUGCUCAAAGAGAAAUCUAUUGAGGAGUUCUUGAAGGAAAGUGAAGAUCUGCGGGAACUUGUGAACAAAUGUAACGGUCAGUAUCACGUGUUCAAUAAUGAGUUGGAGGAUCGUUCUCAGGUCAGUGAGCUGCUCAAGAAGAUCAGAAAUAUAAAUAUGCUGAAUGGAGGAAGCUACUACACCACUGACAUGUUCCGAAGGGUAGAAAGAGAUAUUGAAGAGGCGAAAAAAAGAAUCUUAAAAGAAAAAGAAGAGGAACACAAGCAAGAGUUGAUGAAACUGAGGAAGGAAAUAGAGGAAAAGUAUGAGCAACAGAUGAGUAAGGAGAGGGCUGACAGUAAUGCUCGUGAAAGAGAACUGCAGGAGGAAAUAGACAAAUUGAAAAACAAACAGGUAGAGCAGGCCAGACGAGAAGCUGAGAAAAAGUCCACAAUGAUCCAUUGGUUAUUUGUAGAAGCUGUUAAAGUUGCUAAAAAACUUUUCACAUUGUGA